Messenger RNA from Xiphias gladius (swordfish), 3433 nucleotides. It is a transcript of the gene tmod2, whose product is annotated as tropomodulin 2. The record is from RefSeq and is a predicted model, not a curated record. Gene Ontology annotation, biological process: pointed-end actin filament capping; muscle contraction; myofibril assembly. Gene Ontology annotation, molecular function: tropomyosin binding. The coding region runs from base 223 to 1263 and encodes 346 amino acids. The transcript is spliced from 10 exons. NCBI's taxonomy places the organism in Eukaryota, Metazoa, Chordata, Actinopteri, Istiophoriformes, Xiphiidae. Gene Ontology annotation, cellular component: striated muscle thin filament; myofibril.
GUUCCGUUGCUGUCUUCCUGUGUUGCCGCCCUUGGGCUGAGUGAGAAAUCAAACGCUGCAGAUAUCGUAUUCAUUUGAAAGACUGGUCUUAGUUGGAGAUUCUCCCGCUAGGUCCCGUUACCCUCAGGUAGCCUCUCCGUGGUCUGGAGCAGUGAGCCCAAGAAGGAACAGUGUGGCUGUGGUCUGCUGCUCAGUGUUGCUUAGCGAACUAUAGCUGGCACCAUGGCGUUGUCGUACAAGAAGGACCUGGACAAGUACAAGGAUCUCGACGAAGAUGAAAUCCUCAACAAACUAUCAGCGGAGGAGCUCAAACAGCUGGAGACAGCCCUCGAGGAGAUGGAUCCUGAGAAUGCUCUUCUCCCAGCCGGUUUACGUCAGAAGGACCAGACAUCCAAGAAUGCCACAGGACCAUUUGACAGGGAUCGUUUGCUCAAAUACCUGGAGAAGGAAGCCAUGGAGUACAAGGACAGAGAGGAUGUAGUCCCCUUCACUGGAGAGAAAAAAGGUAAAAUAUUUGUUCCUAAGCAGAAACCAACAGACGCAUGCCAGGAAGAAGUCACAACCCUCGAUCCAGAAUUAGAGGAAGCCCUCUCCAGUGCCACAGAUACAGAACUGUGUGAUCUAGCAGCAAUCCUGGGUGUUCACACGCUGGUCACUAGCAGUCAGACAUAUGAUGGGACUGGAAAUAAAGAGGGUUACAACAAUGUGAUCAAAGGGGAGAAGAUGAAUCCAGUGUUUGAUGAACCCCCCAAUCCCACUAAUGUAGAGGACACCCUGCAGAGGAUAAAAAGCAACGACAGCUCCCUAACAGAGGUCAACCUCAACAACAUUAAGAACAUUCCCAUUCCCACCCUGAAGGACUUCGCCAAAGCCAUGGAGAAGAACACGAACGUCAAGAAGUUCAGCUUGGCAGCAACACGGAGUAACGAUCCAAUCGCUGUGGCGUUCGGUGACAUGCUGCGGGAGAACAAGACGUUGCGAAGUUUGAACCUGGAGUCGAACUUUAUUACAGGGGCAGGGGUCCAGGCUUUGGUUGAUGCGUUGCGAGACAAUGAUACACUCAUAGAGAUCAAGAUAGACAACCAGAGGCAGCAGCUGGGUACUACUAUAGAGAUGGAGAUAGCUAAAAUGUUGGAAGAGAACAACAGCAUAGUGAAGUUUGGCUACCACUUCACCCAGCAAGGACCUCGCUCCAGAGCUGCCGCAGCUAUCACCAAGAACAACGACCUGGUCCGCAGGAAGCGAGUGGAAGGGGACCAGUAGGAAUGGAGCUCAACCUGUCUCCCAGCCAAUCCUGUUUUUUCAUCUCACUGUGUGGAAUAAUUUCAGCCAAUGCCCUGGUCUCAUCUCACUGUGUGGAAACUUUAGUCUUGUGCCAAACUGUGGGGCAAGGCACGCUCAACCAGAACAUACAUCUGAGAAGAAGGGAAAUAACUGGAAUUGCCCUCUCCUAUACACAUGUUCAUACUUUUGUUUAUUAUUAUGUUGUUAUUGAAGGUGUAAAUCUCAUUAGUUUUUAGUCAUUUCAUUUCAGCUGCUCCCUUUUUUUUGAGCCUUUAUACGGUCUGUCCAGACUUUUUACAUGCUUUUUUCAUUUUAUACUAUGCUAUAAUCAUGUGAAAUAAACAUGAACAUUACCAAGUAACAGAAGCAAGAAUAACAGCUUUGUAAAAACAAUAACUAACGCUGAGAAAAUUCUGUAUCCUCUACCAUGAUAGUUUGCUACCGAGGCUUAAGCCUCCAGUGGAAUUCCUGUACUGAAACAGCAGAAUUUGUCAUCAGAACUAUGGGAAUAGCUCUGAGGGUAUGACUACUAGCCUGCAAACCUUGUCUAACCGUACCACCAUCUGUUACCAUGUAAUAACCAGAGAUCACUGUUGUGCAUUUCAUGAGCAGUUUGGUUUGCAGGUUUUGUUUAUUGGAGUUGCCUUGUAAAGCCAGCAUGACUGUCGGGCUGGUGUGUGCAAUGGUUGGUGUGUGCAAGAAAUGUCUUAGAUAGAUAUGGGCUUAUACUAUUGUCAGCCUAAAAGAGGAUUCUUGACUUGAAAGUCUGCUAAAGACAACAUGCUGUUGGCCCCCUCAUAUAAUACUGUAAGUUUCAGUGCAUAAUGUCUAUACUGCUUUACAGUUUUAUUCUAAUUAAAGAUGUUGUUUUGGUACAGUUCAAAUUCUGAUUAGGUCCAUUCUAAUCACUAAUAUCUCUUAACAGGAAAUUGAGAGGUUUUGAUAUUUCGGAUCAAGUGAAAGUGGGAACAGGAUAUUAACUCCAUUCUAGACAGAAGAGGCUUUGAUCUGCUCUCACAAAUAUUGUUCUAAAUGUCUGCUCAAUACACUGGGUUUCUCUGAUGCUUAACCAUGCCAAAGACUAACACAUGCAGUGCUUAAAGUAUCAAUAUUGGACUCAGUGGUUAAUGGUUCAGGUUUAGGCUUUGUCAGCUACAGUCACUUCCUCACAGUACAGAUCUGAUAAGGGAGUAGUGGGUUAACAAACAAUGAUAUAGACUCUUUUUUUUUCUUUAUUUUUUUUUUUUUAAGAUGUUACCAUGCCAUUAAAUCCCUUUUUGUGGGUCAUUCAUAGAAAAAUGUUCAGCAAGUAGUGCAGUGAGAUGUGAGUAAGAGUUGACAAACAGUUUGUGUGAAACUUCUCAGUUUUGCUUCUCGGGUUUCAACUUCUUGAGAAAUGUUUCUAUGAAUAACACCUCCCGGAGGGUUGUGCACAGAUCUUCAAUUUUAUUUCUCCUACUUCUUCACACAAACUCUUUCACUUGGCUUUCAGCGACAUCUAGACAGUGGCAUGUCAUUCAUUAUGUAACAGAUAUCAACAUGCUAUGUGUCCCUCAAAGUGAACUUCCCAAGGCACACUAACCUGCUUGAGAUGGGAAUAACAGGACUAAUUCAGGAGUUACUUGAAACUUGUAUAUACUGUUUAUGUGUAAUAGGAACAAUAUGCUGGCAUGAAGUCAUCACUUGUGAACAUCAUGUUUCUAUCGACCAAAAAUGUUUUUUCAUCUUAACAGCCUCACAUUCCUGGGACAAGAGUUGUAUGUUUUAUAUCUGUAUUUCUUCCAUGACCAUAUUUGCUAGUAUUUCUCUUGAACCUUUUCAUUUUUACAUUACUGUGCUUUGCUGGUGGACAGUCAGCUAAAAUGGAAAAUUGCUUCUCUGCUUGGGCUUGUUAAUAAUAUUCUGUGAUUCAUAAUAUUCUAUGUAUAUUGAUUGUAAAAUGCCAUCUCAAAAGUGUGUGUGCGUUUGCAAUUUGAGAUGGCAUUUUACAAUAAAUAUACAUCUACAGAACUCACUGCUGAGAUUUUUUUGUACCUUAAUCAAAACCCAGGUGUAGACUCAACAUAAGGAAUAUGUACUAUUAUAAAACCACAAGACUGGUAAAACGCACUGCUGAAUAUAAAACAUCCUCAACAAUAAAUGUUUUUAC